This is a messenger RNA of Sus scrofa (pig), 2667 nucleotides long. It is a transcript of the gene BCL11B, whose product is annotated as BCL11 transcription factor B. Gene Ontology annotation, cellular component: nucleus. Gene Ontology annotation, biological process: positive regulation of transcription by RNA polymerase II. The record is from RefSeq and is marked provisional. Gene Ontology annotation, molecular function: DNA-binding transcription factor activity; RNA polymerase II cis-regulatory region sequence-specific DNA binding. NCBI's taxonomy places the organism in Eukaryota, Metazoa, Chordata, Mammalia, Artiodactyla, Suidae.
AUGUCCCGCCGCAAACAGGGCAACCCGCAGCACUUGUCCCAGAGGGAGCUCAUCACCCCAGAACCUGACCAUGUGGAGGCCGCCAUCCUCGAAGAAGACGAGGGUCUGGAGAUAGAAGAGCCCAGCGGCCUGGGGCUGAUGGUGGCAGGCCCCGACCCUGACCUGCUCACCUGCGGACAGUGUCAGAUGAACUUCCCCCUGGGGGACAUCCUGGUUUUUAUAGAGCACAAGAAGAAGCAGUGUGGCGGCAGCCUGGGUGCCUGCUAUGACAAAGGCCUGGACAAGGGCAGUCCGCCGCCCUCCUCACGCUCCGAGCUCAGGAAGGUGUCCGAGCCGGUGGAGAUCGGCAUCCAGGUCACCCCCGACGAAGAUGACCACCUGCUCUCGCCCACGAAAGGCAUCUGCCCCAAGCAGGAGAACAUGGCAGGGCCGUGCAGGCCUGCCCAGCCGCCAGCGAUGGCCCCCAUAGCUGCCUCCUCCUCCCACCCUCACACAUCCGUGAUCACUUCACCUCUGCGCGCCCUGGGCGCUCUGCCGUGCUGCAGCGCGCGCCCUGUCUCGGGUGACGGGACUCAGGGUGAGGGUCAGACGGAGGCUCCCUUUGGAUGCCAGUGUCAGUUGUCAGGUAAAGAUGAGCCUUCCAGCUACAUUUGCACAACAUGCAAGCAGCCCUUCAACAGCGCGUGGUUCCUGCUGCAGCACGCGCAGAACACGCACGGCUUCCGCAUCUACCUGGAGCCCGGGCCGGCCAGCAGCUCGCUCACGCCGCGGCUCACCAUCCCGCCGCCGCUGGGGCCCGAGGCCGUGGCCCAGUCCCCGCUCAUGAAUUUCCUGGGCGACAGCAACCCCUUCAACCUGCUGCGCAUGACGGGCCCCAUCCUGCGGGACCACCCGGGCUUCGGCGAGGGCCGCCUGCCCGGCACGCCGCCGCUCUUCAGCCCGCCGCCGCGCCACCACCUGGACCCGCACCGCCUCAGUGCCGAGGAGAUGGGACUCGUCGCCCAGCACCCCAGUGCCUUCGACCGAGUCAUGCGCCUGAACCCCAUGGCCAUCGACUCGCCCGCCAUGGACUUCUCGCGGCGGCUCCGCGAGCUGGCGGGCAACAGCUCCACGCCGCCGCCUGUGUCGCCGGGCCGCGGCAACCCUAUGCACCGGCUCCUGAACCCCUUCCAGCCCAGCCCCAAGUCCCCGUUCCUGAGCACGCCGCCGCUGCCGCCCAUGCCCGGCGGCACGCCGCCCCCGCAGCCGCCCGCCAAGAGCAAGUCGUGCGAGUUCUGCGGCAAGACCUUCAAGUUCCAGAGCAAUCUCAUCGUGCACCGGCGCAGCCACACGGGCGAGAAGCCCUACAAGUGCCAGCUGUGCGACCACGCGUGCUCGCAGGCGAGCAAGCUCAAGCGCCACAUGAAGACGCACAUGCACAAGGCCGGCUCGCUGGCCGGCCGCUCCGACGACGGGCUCUCGGCCGCCAGCUCCCCGGAGCCCGGCACCAGCGAGCUGGCCGGCGAGGGCCUCAAGGCGGCCGACGGCGACUUCCGCCACCACGAGAGUGACCCGUCGCUGGGCCACGAGCCCGAGGAGGAGGAUGAAGAGGAGGAGGAGGAAGAGGAGGAGCUGCUGCUGGAGAACGAGAGCCGGCCCGAGUCGAGCUUCAGCAUGGACUCGGAGCUGAGCCGCAACCGUGAGAACGGGGGCGGCGGCGGCGGCGUGGCCGGGGUGCCGGGCGCGGGCGGCGCGGCCAAGGCGCUGGCCGACGAGAAGGCGCUGGUGCUGGGCAAGGUCAUGGAGAACGUGGGCCUGGGCGCGCUGCCGCAGUACGGCGAGCUGCUGGCCGACAAGCAGAAGCGCGGCGCCUUCCUGAAGCGCGCGGCGGGCGGCGACCCGGGCGACGACGACGACGCGGGCGGCUGCGGGGACGCGGGCCCGGGCGGCGCGGUCAACGGGCGCGGCGGCGGCUUCGCGCCGGGCGCCGAGCCCUUCCCGGGCCUCUUCCCGCGCAAGCCGGCGCCGCUGCCCAGCCCCGGGCUCAACAGCGCGGCCAAGCGCAUCAAGGUGGAGAAGGACCUGGAGCUGCCGCCCGCCGCGCUCAUCCCGUCCGAGAACGUGUACUCGCAGUGGCUCGUGGGCUACGCGGCGUCCCGGCACUUCAUGAAGGACCCCUUCCUGGGCUUCACGGACGCGCGCCAGUCGCCCUUCGCCACGUCGUCCGAGCACUCGUCCGAGAACGGCAGCCUGCGCUUCUCCACGCCGCCCGGGGACCUGCUGGACGGCGGCCUGUCGGGCCGCAGCGGCACGGCCAGCGGGGGCAGCACGCCGCACCUGGGUGGCCCGGGCCCCGGGCGGCCGAGCUCCAAGGAGGGCCGGCGCAGCGACACGUGCGAGUACUGCGGCAAGGUGUUCAAGAACUGCAGCAACCUGACGGUGCACCGGCGGAGCCACACCGGCGAGCGGCCUUACAAGUGCGAGCUGUGCAACUACGCGUGCGCGCAGAGCAGCAAGCUCACGCGCCACAUGAAGACGCACGGGCAGAUCGGCAAGGAGGUGUACCGCUGCGACAUCUGCCAGAUGCCCUUCAGCGUCUACAGCACCCUGGAGAAACACAUGAAAAAGUGGCACGGCGAGCACUUGCUGACUAACGACGUCAAAAUCGAGCAGGCCGAGAGGAGCUAA